Molecule: messenger RNA, 1071 nt
Organism: Anoplopoma fimbria (sablefish)
Lineage: Eukaryota; Metazoa; Chordata; Actinopteri; Perciformes; Anoplopomatidae
Gene: rrp15
Product: ribosomal RNA processing 15 homolog
Exons: 5
Coding region: 52-795 (247 amino acids)
Biological process (GO): maturation of 5.8S rRNA; maturation of LSU-rRNA
Cellular component (GO): preribosome, large subunit precursor
Source: RefSeq, a predicted model, not a curated record
CGGAACCUCUUGUGGUCGGACUCUACGGAGAGGUUUCAGUGUAACUCCAUAAUGGCAGCUCUGAUGAAAACACAUGUGAUGUCUUCUGGAGAUGAUGGAAAGCCUCAGUUUGAGGAAGACGGUGACCAGAGGGAUUCUGAAGGAGGGAGCAACGACGAAUCAGAUGAUGGAGCGAGCGAUGGUGGUGACGGAGAUGGUGAAGGAGGGAGUAAUGAUGAGGAGGGAGAGGUUGAUAAUGCCAAUGCCGGGUGGGCUGAGGCCAUGGCGAAGAUCCUUGGUAAGAAAACCCCUGAGAGCAGAACCAGCAUCCUGGUGAAGAACAAAGAGCUGGACAAGAUGAAGGAGAGGGAGAGACAGGAGCAGCUGGAGAGAAAGAAACAGGUUGACAAGAAGCGAGCUUGGGAGAUGAUGUGCAGAGAGAAACCUGACGUAGUGAAGAACCGCGACACUGAAAGAGCUCUGCAAAGAAUUGCUACCAGAGGGGUGGUGCAGCUGUUCAACGCUGUGAGGAAACACCAGAAAACCAUCGAUAACAAGGUAAAAGAAGUUGGUGGAUCAGAGAGGAAGAAGGCCAAGUUUCUUUCGUCCGUCUCUAAGAAAGACUUCAUCGAUGUGCUGAGAAGGACAGAGGGAGGCAGCGGAGCCAACAGCAGGACUGAAGACACUACUGUGGCAGCAGCAGCGCAGCAGUCCUCCUGGAGUGUCCUCUCAGAUGACUUCAUGAUGGGAGCCACCAUGAAAGACUGGGACAAAGACAGUGACAGAGAGGAGGAUGACACUGUCAAAACUGACUGAAGGGACUGUGUACAGCAGGUUGUGAGGCCUUCAGGGACAUUCUAGGGAACAGAAACCCUAACCUGAAGAGAACAGCUGGACCUCAGGAAGUGUGGGACUGCUUCAAUCCAGUAGCAAGCCCUACCCCUUUUCCACUCUGUGAGACAAACCAUGUGAAAACAGGAUGACAGAGAUGUUGGACCUGGUGGAACUUGGAGGAGCUCCUUAAUCAUACAAUUUUCAUAUCAUUGUAUACUCUGUAAAUAGGAAUGUUUUAAAUAAACAACCAAUUGCUGA